This is a messenger RNA of Aspergillus luchuensis, 429 nucleotides long. Its product is annotated as MGMT family protein. The coding region runs from base 1 to 429 and encodes 142 amino acids. Gene Ontology annotation, biological process: DNA repair. Lineage: Eukaryota; Fungi; Ascomycota; Eurotiomycetes; Eurotiales; Aspergillaceae. Gene Ontology annotation, molecular function: catalytic activity. The transcript has 3 exons. The record is from RefSeq and is a predicted model, not a curated record.
AUGCCCCGCACCGACGAAGCCGACCACUUCAUCAACGCCGUCUACUCCGCCGUACAAGAGAUCCCUCGCGGAAGAGUAACAACCUACGGCCAUAUCGCGACGUUAUUAGGAUAUCCGAAGCGCCCCCGCCAAGUAGGAAUCAGCCUGAAACAUCUCCCCGCCGCAGAAACAGACAAUUACUUCCAUUCGGGGAAUGUGCCGUGGCAGAGGGUUAUUAAUUCUAAGGGGAUGAUUUCGCAUCGAGAGCCAGGGAGUGCGGAGCGACAGGCGGAAGCGUUACGCGGGGAAGGGGUGGAGGUGGAGGAGGAUAGUAUGGGGGAGUGGUAUGUGGAUUUUGGACGGUAUGGGUGGUUUCCGGAUGUUUUGCCGAGUGAAAUUAGUGAUGAUGAGGGUGUUGAGGAUCAUUAUAGUGGUGAGGGUGGUAGGUAG